UUUUUGUUUGCUUAUUUCAAGGCCCGCGUAUCAUACUCCAUUACCUCGGCCAAGACGAUGCCCACCCGUGGGGAACAUACCUUGCCUCAGUAUAUCCUUCACUGGCUUCGAGGUCCCGGUUGGCAUUGGAUACUCUUCUUGGUAUAUGCAGCCUGGUGGGCACAAUUGCAAGAUGCUCGACUCUCGGAACACAAGAAAGGAGAGAAAAGACCUACGACCGACUGGCUCAGAAGAAGAGGGUCUCUUCGCUCAGUUAAAGAUGCUCGAAAUUUGCUCAUUUUCCAUGUCAUUCUUCUUGUCCUAGAGCCAGUCGAAGGAUAUUGGGUCCUGAUAUCUUGGUAUCGCACAUUUUCGGCUAUCUAUUGGAUGCAAGUUCCUGACAGCUAUACAUGGGGUCACACUCUCGUCAAAUAUUGGUGCAAUUGUCUCUUCCCCAUCGGUCUACUAUUCUGGUCCCUGCUAGGCAUUGAUUUGAUGCUACUUACCUGGGCGCAUGUACAAGAGUUAAGGGCUUUAACACCACUGGUUGAAAUUGGGGAAUAUGGGGAAGACAAAGGGAGGAACGAAGAAUAAAGGGAGAGAGGCAAUGCGGCGGAUGCAGAAUUAUGGAAAGGAGGUCCUGUACGUACUAGUGUCAAGAAUAUACUAUCACAAGUAAAGCUUACGAUACUGCAGAAUUGACCAAUCAAUCCCUGAAUAAGAACAGUCG
Aspergillus versicolor CBS 583.65 is the source of this 709-nucleotide messenger RNA. RefSeq lists its product as uncharacterized. Bases 58 to 573 code for a protein of 171 amino acids. NCBI's taxonomy places the organism in Eukaryota, Fungi, Ascomycota, Eurotiomycetes, Eurotiales, Aspergillaceae. The record is from RefSeq and is a predicted model, not a curated record. The transcript has a single exon.